Messenger RNA from Vicia villosa (hairy vetch), 2006 nucleotides. Its product is annotated as polygalacturonase QRT3. The coding region runs from base 139 to 1584 and encodes 481 amino acids. Lineage: Eukaryota; Viridiplantae; Streptophyta; Magnoliopsida; Fabales; Fabaceae. Gene Ontology annotation, molecular function: polygalacturonase activity. The transcript is spliced from 3 exons. The record is from RefSeq and is a predicted model, not a curated record.
UCCUUACCUUAGCAAAGAUGAACAAUGCCAACAGUUGAAUUCAAUGAUCUUAAAAGCCUAACACAAAUGUUCUUACCUUUACUUUCACUUUAACUCAUAUAAAAAACAAACAUUGCACUGUUUUCCAAACCAAAAAACAUGAGAUUCUCAACUGUGUAUUUUGUUUUCUCAUUGGUGUUGGUAAUAGAAGCAUCAACAUGUUCCAAAUUUUUCACCAGAGAGGAAAAGCUAUCAGAGUUCAAACACAAACUUGAUCAAACAUUGGCUAAUGCUUCACCACCUUUGGCAUCGUCUUCACAAACAAACACGAGUAAGAGGGUAUUGUACCUGAGUGAAUAUGGUGCAGACCCAACAGGAUCAGAAGAGAGUAGUGAUGCGAUAUUGAAAGCUGUGGAGGAUGCAUUUAAGUUGCAAAAGGGUCUGGAAUUGGUAGCAGGCGUGAAAGAUUUGGGGGGUGUUGUUAUUGAUUUGCAAGGUGGGGAUUACAAAAUCAGUAAACCAAUUACUUUUGCACCAGGUGGUGGCAAUGUUGUGGUUAAAGGAGGAACCUUGAGAGCAUCUGAUACUUUUCCUGGUGACCGACAUCUAGUUGAGCUGAGCUCAUCAAAUUCCAACAAACUCAAGACAGCAGAAUCUAUGCAAAGUGGUAACCUCAGUGACAUAAAGACACAAAACAAUGGCAUUUACUAUGAAGACAUAACUUUCAGGGACAUCCUGUUUGAUUCAAGCUACAGAGGAGGAGGAAUAUUCAUUGUUGAUUCCGCUAGAAUCCGAAUCAACAACUGUUUCUUCUUACAUUUCACCACAGAAGGAAUCCUAGUACAGAAAGGACACGAGACAUUCAUAUCAAGUUGUUUUCUUGGACAACACUCAACAGUUGGUGGUGACCGCACUGAGAAGGACUUUUCGGGGGUCGCUAUUGAUCUUGCUAGUAACGAUAAUGCUGUCACGGAUGUCGCGAUUUUCUCAGCAGCCAUUGGUAUUGUGCUAAGGGGCCAAGCUAAUAUUCUAUCAGGGGUGCAUUGUUAUAACAAAGCAACAGGAUUUGGCGGUAUAGGUAUCUUAGUGAAAUUAGCAGGAAAUUCUUUAACUAGAAUAGACAACUGUUAUAUGGAUUAUACUGGUAUAGUAAUGGAAGACCCUGUUCAAGUUCAUGUCACUAAUGGCCUGUUUCUCGGGGAUGCUAAUAUUUUAGUAAAGUCGGUUAAAGGUCAGAUUUUGGGCUUGAAUAUAGUUGAUAAUAUGUUCAACGGCGAUCCUAAUAAGAAGGUUCCGAUUGUAAGUCUCGACGGGCAAUUUAGUAAUGUUGAUCAAGUAAUGAUUGAUAGAAACAAUGUAAACGGUAUGGGGCUGAGAUCAACCGUUGGGAAGUUAACUGUGAGCGGUAACGGCACAAAAUGGGAGGCUGAUUUUUCAUCAGUUUUGGUAUUUCCUAAUCGGAUUAAUCAUGUUCAGUAUUCAUUUUAUGCUCAAGGGGAGCCAAAAUUUGUGGCACAUUCUGUUACGAAUGUGUCGGAUAAUGUUGUAGUUGUGGAGAGUGAGAAAGAAGCUAAAGGAUCGGUCUUCUUCAGAGUUGAACAAUAAGAAAAAAGAUAACUGUGUUCAUAAAUAAAUGGAAGAGUUCUUCUAAAGUAAUAUUUUGCUUCACUAGUAUAGCUUAUUGCUGCAGAAAUUGAAUGUCUUAUAAGUUUGCAAGUAUUCAUACAAAACAUAACAGUGAAUGAUAUAUUAUAUAAAUUGAAUUCUUACUUAAUGGCUAGAUUUACUAUUUUUAUGAUGAUUAUUAAACUACUAUCUUAUAUCUAGUCUAUUCUUUAUGGUUGGAAAUGUAGAAAAUGAAAAGAUAAUGGAGGAAAGAAGUUGGCUUAAUCAUAGUCAUCCCACUAGGCAUUGUGCAUAAGCAACUUGCACAUCAUCUAAAACUACACAUAUUUGUCUUCAAAACUAUUGGCUAAAUGGUAUGAUAAUGAGAAAAUUGACUAUAGACAAUAAGAAUAAUUUAAUAU